Molecule: messenger RNA, 1625 nt
Organism: Carica papaya (papaya)
Lineage: Eukaryota; Viridiplantae; Streptophyta; Magnoliopsida; Brassicales; Caricaceae
Product: Protein with RING/U-box and TRAF-like domain
Biological process (GO): ubiquitin-dependent protein catabolic process; multicellular organism development
Cellular component (GO): cytoplasm
Molecular function (GO): ubiquitin protein ligase activity; zinc ion binding; protein binding
Source: RefSeq, a predicted model, not a curated record
AAUAAAAGCUCACGUUCGUGUAUUCUGAUAUGUAUUAGCAAAUUCGCAUAGAGACAACCAAGACCAUUCAUGGUCUCCACCGGUAUAAGAAGACGCCAUUUUCUUUUCAAUUUUCAUAUCCUGCUAACUCGCAAUUUGUUGCAGAACCUAGAGAUUAUGGCGUUGAUUUGAUUGUAUCUGAGGACACUAGGCUUGGAAAUCUCAAAACUAGGCCAAUUACCAGUGAACAGUGAUACAGAUGCUAAAACCACCAAGUUGUAGUAAUUGAGUUAAUAUUUCUUUAGAUCUGGAUCAUUAUGGCUCCUGGAGGUAGUGCUUGCAAAGAAGUUCUUGAAUCUCAUCCGGCUGUUGCAGAUUAUGACAUUUCAAUGGCAAAAACUGAGACUAAUAGCACACCUGCAAAACCAGCUGUUAGUAUUGCUGGGAAAGCUGGACUUCAUUCAAACAAUGGUGUGUAUGAGCUGCUUGAGUGUCCCGUGUGCACAAAUCUAAUGUACCCUCCUAUUCACCAGUGCCCAAAUGGCCACACUUUAUGUUCAAACUGCAAGAUUAGAGUGCACAAUUGCUGCCCCACGUGUCGCUAUGAUCUUGGAAAUAUACGGUGUUUGGCUUUGGAAAAAGUUGCAGAAUCCUUGGAACUUCCUUGCAGAUAUCAGAACUUAAGUUGUCAUGAUAUUUUUCCAUACUACAGCAAGCUCAAGCAUGAGCAACACUGUCGAUUCCGACCAUACAACUGCCCUUAUGCUGGGUCUGAAUGUUCUGUCACUGGUGACAUUCCAGCCCUUGUAUCUCAUCUUAAGGAUGAUCAUAAAGUUGAUAUGCACGAUGGCUGCACCUUCAAUCACCGUUAUGUCAAAUCAAAUCCUCAUGAAGUUGAAAAUGCCACAUGGAUGCUUACUGUAUUUAACUGUUUUGGAAGACAGUUCUGCCUGCACUUUGAGGCUUUCCAGCUUGGCAUGGCACCGGUCUACAUGGCUUUCUUACGUUUUAUGGGUGAUGAUAAUGAGGCAAAGAAGUUCAGCUACAGUUUAGAAGUUGGUGCCAAUGGCCGCAAGCUAAUCUGGCAAGGAACUCCGAGGAGCAUCCGUGACAGCCAUAGAAAGGUUCGUGAUAGCCAGGACGGGUUGAUUAUCCAAAGGAAUUUGGCUCUCUACUUCUCCGGUGGAGAUAGGCAAGAGCUGAAGUUAAGAGUUACCGGUCGAAUAUGGAAGGAAGAAUGAGACUGGAGAAAUUCGAAGGCGAUAUGUAUAGUAUUCGAAGACGCAUCUAAUCGGUGAAGGGUGGAACUUUAACUGUUUUUCUGGCUUUGAUUUUCCUUCAUUUGUUCGCAUAAUGUACUGCAAAAGCCGAGGCUGGGUUUCCUAUGUAUGUGUCAGCUUAGCACUGGCUAUCGGAUGGUUGAAAUUUAGUGUAGGAAAAUGAAUGAUUUGUGAUUUGAUUGCUGAAAGAUUAGUGCUGCAGCAGCCAUUUAUGUUGGCUACGGCAGGUUUCAGAUUGGCCUGAGCCUUUCCUGUAUUCAGUGCAUUGUGUGGCAGGAAGUGGAACAAAUUUGUAGGGAGCUCUCAUUUUACCACUCCUGAAAAUGCUUGUGUAAAUGGAAAAUUUCCAGUUUCUUCUGCCAUUUA